Messenger RNA from Ochotona curzoniae (black-lipped pika), 2520 nucleotides. It is a transcript of the gene TCEA1, whose product is annotated as transcription elongation factor A1. Bases 127 to 1032 code for a protein of 301 amino acids. The transcript is spliced from 10 exons. NCBI's taxonomy places the organism in Eukaryota, Metazoa, Chordata, Mammalia, Lagomorpha, Ochotonidae. Gene Ontology annotation, cellular component: nucleus. Gene Ontology annotation, biological process: DNA-templated transcription; transcription elongation by RNA polymerase II; positive regulation of transcription by RNA polymerase II. Gene Ontology annotation, molecular function: zinc ion binding; nucleic acid binding. The record is from RefSeq and is a predicted model, not a curated record.
UCCGCCGCCGCCGCUCGGGGCUGGUUUGGGAGCGAGGCCCUGUAGGCCGCGGCCUGCGGUGGUGGGGCUGCCGGACACCCGCUCACGUCUGCCCUCGUCCCCUGCAGGCCAGUGUCUGCCGGCGCCAUGGACGACGAAGUGAUCCGCAUCGCCAAAAAGAUGGACAAGAUGGUGCAGAAGAAAAACGCGGCUGGAGCCUUGGAUUUGCUGAAGGAACUUAAGAAUAUUCCUAUGACUCUGGAAUUAUUACAGUCUACAAGAAUCGGAAUGUCAGUUAAUGCUAUUCGCAAGCAAAGUACAGAUGAAGAAGUUACAUCUUUAGCAAAGUCUCUCAUCAAAUCCUGGAAAAAGUUAUUAGAUGGACCAUCAACAGAGAAAGACUCUGAAGAAAAGAAAAAGGAAUCUGCAGUUACAUCACAGAAUAGCCCUGAGGCAAGGGAAGAAAGUAGUUCCAGUGGCAAUAUGAGCAGCAGAAAGGAUGAGACAAAUGCUCGAGAUACUUACGUUUCAUCUUUUCCUCGGGCACCAAGCACUUCGGAUUCUGUGCGGUUAAAGUGUAGGGAGAUGUUGGCUGCGGCUCUCCGAACAGGAGAUGACUAUGUUGCCAUUGGAGCUGAUGAGGAAGAAUUGGGUUCUCAAAUUGAGGAAGCUAUAUAUCAAGAAAUAAGGAAUACAGACAUGAAAUACAAAAAUAGAGUACGAAGUAGGAUAUCAAAUCUUAAAGAUGCAAAAAACCCAAAUUUAAGGAAGAACGUGUUGUGUGGGAAUAUUCCUCCUGACUUAUUUGCUAGAAUGACAGCAGAGGAAAUGGCUAGUGAUGAGCUCAAGGAAAUGCGGAAAAAUCUGACCAAAGAAGCCAUUAGAGAGCAUCAGAUGGCCAAGACAGGCGGGACCCAGACUGACCUAUUUACCUGUGGCAAAUGCAAAAAGAAGAACUGCACUUACACUCAGGUGCAAACCCGUAGUGCUGAUGAACCGAUGACCACAUUUGUAGUCUGCAAUGAGUGUGGAAAUCGAUGGAAGUUCUGCUGAGUUGGAAGAAUUUGCAAAAUAUCUGGACCAUUAAGAAAAUGGAUUUUUGUAAUUAGCUUUAAAACUAGGCCAAGCAGCUGGUUUUCCUGCAAAACAAAUUUUUAAAGCAACCUAAAUCCCUUGGGUCAAUCUUUGUUUUCAAGUUAACAUCCCCUUAACGCCUUUUGUAGUCCGAUCAAUAGGGACACCAUAUAAUUCUAUGCCUCUGUUUUAAAGCUUGUUUUUCAUUUUUGUAUGUAAGUCGAUAUUAAAAUUUCAUCAACUAAACUUUUGGCAAUUUAAGGUUUUUUUUCUCCUUCAGAAAAAAGUUCCUUAACUUUUACAGUCUGAAGUAUACACAGUAGAAAUUUACUGUCACUCUGUUAACCCAUAAAUGAAAAUCACAUUGAUUUUGACAUUAUAUUGACAUUUACUUACCAAAUAUUAAAGGAAGAUAAAAGGUAUUAUAAUUUUAAGUUUACCAGCUAUGCUGUGUAUUCAAAUAAUACUUGAGCAGCUUAUCUAAAUUGUACAUAAUAUUUGAAGUAGCAUAUAAAUUUGAUUUUAAUUGUAUUCACAGCCUGAUAUAAUUAGAUAUUACUUUAAAUCUGUAACUAACCGUGAUCAUCAUUUCUUGUAAUUCCCUGUACAUGUGUGUUGUUCUUAAUGGUUUUUACUUUUGGAAAUAUUAACUUCUGCAAUCAUUUUGUUUAUUUACCUGUUGGUAGUAUAUUUUAGUUUUACAGAAAACCACUGUUGCAGUUUAGUAGGAAUUUCAUAAAUGUCUUCCCAGGCAAAGAAUAAAAAGCUUCUGCUGAGUCCCCUCUCCCCUGUUAGGAAGAUACACUGAGAAGAAAAUGUUAGUAUCUUAGAGUAGUUACUAAUCACAGCUCAUGACUUGGAUUUUCACUUGGAAAUUUAUACUGACCAAGGAUUAAACAUAAAGAUUGUUUAAAUCAUUGAAGCUGUCGUCUUUUGAUAUAGAUAUUGCUAGAAAAUAUUUUUGUCCUGAGUUUUAUUUGCUGUCUUUUUUGUUACAUGAUGAUGAUUAAGAUUGUUGAGCCAACAAAGUAUGGACUAUUGACAAGUGGUUUAUGAUGCACAUCUUAACGGUGUUACUUUUUGUUUAGGUAUGUACUAUUUGUUCGGGUUGAAAUAAGAAAAAGGUGUACACCUAGUUGUUCUAGCACAUCUGAAGGCUACUAUGGCAACGUCUGUGUUUGUGCUGGAAUUGCAUUCUCUCCAGAUGUCUGAAGGAAAACUUUGCUAGGUGCUUGCGCUCCUUGCCCUCCUUUCCCCAUUUAUUCUUCUAAGUCAUUUGGAUAUGUUACACAAAAGACUGAAAGGGCCCACCAGUAUGCCUCUGCUUUGUCAAUUCAUCGAUGAAUCGUUUAUCAUUUUAAGAACAAGUUUUUGACAGAGUGAAUUUAAGAAUAAUAUUAGUCCCGCUUUUAAAUUAAAUGAUCCAUUUAAAAUUUGUAAUUCAAUAAAGAUUUUAUUGCUAUUAAA